GUUCGGACUUCUUGCGGGAAAACCAACUUGUUGACGUCUUUGAACGGGUUUCUCUGCACCUGCGGCGCCGUUUGCGGGGUUUUCACAUUAAAAACAAGGGUUGAACUAACGCAGGUGUCCCUGACCUCCUGACAUCCUCUUCAUCAGUAUCCAUGGAGUCACAGCAGGAACCCGAACACCUGCCGUCGGGCCCGACUGAAGUGGUCAACUCCAUCCGGGAGCGCACAAUCGCAGAGAACAGCAUGGUGGUCCUGCUGCAGGGCCUGCAGGGCCAGGUGACCACGGUGGACCUGAAGAACGAGAGCACGGCGCGGGGCCGCGUGGUCAACGUCGACGCCUUCAUGAACAUACGUCUGGACAACGUGCUGUACCGGGACAGACGGGGUCAGCUCACCCAGCUGCAGGACCUGUUUAUCACGGGCAGGAACGUCCGCUACGUUCACAUCCCGGACAACGUGGACAUAAUGAAGACCAUACAGAGCCAGCUGGCCAGGAUCCACAGAGUCCGCAACUUUGCCAGUCACGGAGGAGGCAGAAAAGAGUUUGCCACGAAAACAAAAUAACUUUUUUCACUGAAGGAUCAGUUGGGUUCUGCUUGUCCAAAAAUACUUGAAGGCAACAAGCAAUUAUUCCUUUUUUUUUCCUUCUCAGAUUUGAGGACAAGCAUCCUGCUAGAUCAGCAGUUUACAACCCCAGGGGUCACAGUUGUUGAAAGAGUUGAUAGUUUCAUCUCUUCAGGCCUCUAAAAGUCCUUCAAAUAACUCUUUAGUUGAACUGCCUACAACUCGUGUGCACAUUAAGGCCACAACCUGUGAUGAGGAGUCAGAAGUUUACAUUAAUUUAUUUUAAGAGGUUGGCAAUGUAGCCUGACUUAUUUUCAUUAUUUAAUUAAUCUUUUCUUGAUUAAUUGAUGGAGCUUUUUAUCUACAGAAUGUCACAUUAUUGUGUAAAAUUACCAAUAUACUUCCCCACAACCCAGUGAUGUCUCCUAAUGCCUUGUUAUAUCUGAACAAAACCCAGUUUACAGUGAUAUGAAGUAGAGAAAAGCAGCAAAUACUUUCAUUUAUGAAGCUGGAACCAGAGCGUGUUAAAAAAAUCAUUAGUUGCCGAUUAGUUUUUCGUCCAUUGAUUAAUCAGCUAAUUGUUGUGGCUCCACACUUUAACAUUUUCGAUGAAGUUCUCUUCUAUUUGAGACUGAGCAGGACAUUUUAACUUGGAAUAUAAUCUUAUGAGUUCUCUCUGGGGAACAAACAAUGUAAUGACACUUUCUAAAUUACUUCAAACCUGCAGGAUCUAACAUGUACACCUAUAACAAUGUAUCUGUGAUAAGCUGAUAUUGGCCCAUUCAUCAGUCGAGCUCUUGUUGGUAACCGCUGGACCAGCUACUCAAGGAAGUUAACGCAACUUCAACCAAUCCCCAGCGAAUCGCUGCAGAUUUUCCACAGAUUUGACCAAACUUACUUCCUUCUCUCUCGUUGAGACGAUGCAGACACAAGCUCCCUUUAAUUUUUCAUGAAUUGUACCAAAAAAAUGACAGUUUUAACUUUUCACCCACAAUUUCAUUGCAAAGAAAUGCCUACAAAUAUCGCAAUUACAUUACGCAUUACAUGUGUCACUAUUUUUUUCAAAAGCUGCCGUGAAAUCAUUUUUAGGCCACAACAAAAUCCUAGAGGGACUGGCUGAAGAGUUAAACAGUGUCUUUGUGUUUUGGUGAUUGUGUUUGAGGUUUGUAAUUGACACAAAAUAACCGUCCUAAAUUUCUUUUGAACAUUUUUUUUAAAUAAAUACAGUAAUUAUGAAUAAAGAUGCGAUACAAUCAA
Molecule: messenger RNA, 1820 nt
Organism: Dicentrarchus labrax (European seabass)
Lineage: Eukaryota; Metazoa; Chordata; Actinopteri; Moronidae
Gene: lsm10
Product: LSM10, U7 small nuclear RNA associated
Exons: 2
Coding region: 153-563 (136 amino acids)
Biological process (GO): mRNA 3'-end processing by stem-loop binding and cleavage
Cellular component (GO): nuclear body; cytoplasmic U snRNP body
Molecular function (GO): histone pre-mRNA DCP binding; U7 snRNA binding
Source: RefSeq, a predicted model, not a curated record